AUGGUGCAAUUUCUCCUCGACCAUGGCGCAAACCCGGAGCCGACAUCGAGAUACAUGACGCCCCUGAUGGCUGCUGUCCACGGCGGAAACCGCGAUGUUGUCAAGCUGCUACUGGAGAAAGGGGCUGACAUUGAGGCAACUGACAAUCACAGUUGGAUGGCGGUCACCCAUGCCAGCUGUUGGGGUUGCUAUGCUGUCCUUGAAACACUCGUGCAGCACGCACCCCUGGUGGAAUACACAGCUACAGAGACACCACCGCUAUUGCCUCAGGCGGCAAGGAGAGGGAGGUAUAACACUAUGAAGAUCCUACUCGAGAACGGUGUCGGUGCCAACAGUGCCGAAGAGGGUCAGAGUGCGCUGGCUCUUGCGAUUCGUCGGAGGCGGUACGACAUUUGCGAGCUCCUUCUUAACGGCGGCGAAGGUUGGACAGCUGCAGAUCCCAACUACACACCCGAAGACUCGACGCCGCCUUUGGCGCUCGCCGUCGAGAUGUGCAAUCUUGAUAUUGUCAAAUUGCUGCUCGAAAAAGGUGCUGACAUCCAAAAGGCGGAUCAGACCGAUGGGUGGUACCGGGCGCCCUUGAGCACUGCAAUCCUGUACAUCGGGACGUAUUCGAAGACCGACAUCAUAAGACACUUGCUUGAGAACAAGGCAGACCCUCUCGUCUCUGAUGAAGAUGGCUGGACGCCGCUCUGGACGGCUGCGAACGAGGGAUACUCCGAGGUCGUCCGAUUGUUGUUGACGUCCGGAGCUGCGCCGUCGCUGGAGACCCCAUGUGGCAAGAAUGGGUGGACGCCCUUGUGCACAGCCGUUGUCCAGGAGCAUACAGACGUGAUCCAGGUACUCGUCGAGUUCGGGGCAGAUUUCAACAAGGAAGUUGAAUCCGGAGCUACAUCGAUUGCCCUUGCCGUGGAAAAUAGUGAUGCAGAGAGCCUUCGGCACCUCCUGUCCAGUCCCAAGCAGAAACCCGAUAUCAAACAUCCUUCAGUGAAGAGCGCACUUCUCGAUAAAGUGAGGUGGAGUGACAACUGCCAGGAGGUCUUGGGCAUGGUUCUUGCGGCUGGGGCGGAUGUUGACAUGGUCGAGCAAACUGGGGCCAAGGCACCACUUCUCAUGGCGGCGAUGGCAAAUCCGACUCCUUUGACAAACAAGCUCGCCCAGACCAUCCUAAUGUACGGCCCAUCUGUCGACUUCAAAGACGAGUUCGGCAACAACGUCCUCACCAGCAUCAGUCCCUAUACCUCGGUGAACACCAUCAGGAUACUUCUCCGCCGUGGCGCUAUAUUGGACGUCAACAGCAGUGGUCAAGGUCCCCUCAUAGCCGCGAUUGAAGCUGGCAAUAUGGAUGUUUUCAAAUUCUGGUUGACCCAAGACGUUGUGAAAUCAUCCGUCAAUACGCCCAGUACCUAUGGAACCUCACUACACCACGCCGUCAGGGUGGACAACAUCGAGAUGGUCAAGACAUUGAUUCAGCACCAUGGCGCCAACAUUGAUUUCUCCGAGGAUCUCAAUCGUGGCACGCCUAUAAUGACGGCCAUCAGCCUGUCACGAGAUUCUAUAGUCAAGAUGCUAUUGGACGCCGGGGCACAGUUGACGCGCCCAGCAGGCCUGCUCUCGUUUCCGAUCAACAUUGCCAGCGCAAUGGCCCCACCGAGUGUCAUCCGGCUGCUCCUUGACAAAGCCGACUCUGGCGUGUCAAUAGACGUCCGUGACCAGUUCGAAAGAAAGCCUGCUCAUCUCGCAUGCUACAACAGCCUAGAAGCGUUCAACGAGCUGUGCAUUCCGGACGGCGACUUUGCCGCCAAGGACCGAGUGGGCCGCGUACCGCUGCACUAUGCUGCUCUCUCUGGCAAUGUGAAACUUAUGGAAGUUGUGAUUGAGCGCUCGCAACGUGUCGGGGUGGACAUCAACGUCGAGGAUGACGACGGCUGGACACCUCUGCUAUGGGCUGCGAGGUUUUCCAAACCCACGUGGAUUUCUUCGUCUUCCUAUAAGCCCCAGGAGAUGAUUGAGUAUCUUCUCAAUAACGCGGCCGUCGAUGCUAGCGUGUGCGUUGGCGGCAUAGGGGCUGACGAAGGCGACAAAAGCUGGUCGGCUGCCGACAUUGCUGAGUAUUCAGAUCAUCAAGCAGAUCCAGCUAUCAUCAGCCUCCUGAGAGAAAGAGUGACCGAGAGGGGCAUGAGCUCCACUGGGAGGGGAAAGCGUGGCGCUGACACUUCACGCUACUGUGAUUCCGUCAACGAUGGGUUGGACUCACCCGUGCUGGAGGGGGGCAGCCCUGUCCCCCAGGACCUUAUUCUGGACCAGCCUGUAUACGAGGGCGAGGAUGACGCCGCUGAUGCGACCGAAACAGAUAUGUUUGAUGACGUGCCGGAGUAUGAGAGUGGGGAUGGUGGCGAUGACCUAUAA
Diaporthe citri is the source of this 2409-nucleotide messenger RNA. RefSeq lists its product as uncharacterized. Gene Ontology annotation, molecular function: protein binding. The coding region runs from base 1 to 2409 and encodes 802 amino acids. The record is from RefSeq and is a predicted model, not a curated record. NCBI's taxonomy places the organism in Eukaryota, Fungi, Ascomycota, Sordariomycetes, Diaporthales, Diaporthaceae. The transcript has 4 exons.